Molecule: messenger RNA, 4848 nt
Organism: Thlaspi arvense
Lineage: Eukaryota; Viridiplantae; Streptophyta; Magnoliopsida; Brassicales; Brassicaceae
Source: the annotation of a GenBank genome assembly
AUGCGAGGUCGAUUCCUCAAUAUCGAUUACUUCUCUACUCCACCUUCUCUAGUAUAUGAAACCCUAGGAUUCCUCCAUCUUCAAGCUCCUGAUAAUUUCCCGGCACCUCUCUUCCGCGACCGGGAAGAUGACCUUCUUCGAUUUGGACCUGUUGAAGAUUUCUGUCUCCCGAUCGAGAAUUUGCCUAUUGAACCUGCUUUGUCGAAGUUCCUCUCCGACGUGGUUCCCGAUCGCGUCAGUGUGAACUAUGGAGCUUUCGAAAUGGAUGGCUCUUCCCUCGGAGACAAGCUUAAGCUCUUUGGGUGCGAAGAUCCUCAGUUCCUCGAGAAGAAUGAUGGAGAUGCCCUUGAGGAGAAAGCUACACUAAAUUUUAACAUUAUCCAGAUGGAGACUCCGGAGUUGGUGGAUUUCGAAAUGGAGGAGAAUCUCUCAUCCAAGUUAGAGGAUCUCCAAUGUUUCUCUGAAGUUCUAGAGAUCGAAAAUGAGCCGGUUAAAUUUGAGGAGUCAGAUGUUAUCCUGCAGAAUUCACAUGACAUCCAACAAAAGAUUUAUUCUGUUGAUUACAUUUCUUCUGAUUACUUCACAGAGAACAAUACUUCGGUAACAGAAGAUGAUUGCUCCCGCAAGAAUCGACCGUGGUUCAGAGAUGCCAGAUUUCCCCUUCUAGAAGUGGAUGAAGAAAACUUGAGCGUAUUGCCAAGCUUAUCUAUGCUUGAUAAAGUAUUUACUGUUCUUGAAACAAUUGAACCCCAAGACACGAAUGCAGAGGGUUCUCUCGUUAUCAACUCAAAGGAGCUUAUAGGCUCUAUGGAUUAUGAUCUAUUGGAUAUCCUCUCUACGGAUUGCUAUUCUAACAAGAGUGUCCAAUCUGAUAUAGUGAAUAUCCUGGAAAUAUCAAGCUAUGAGGAAAACUUUCAGUUUGAACAGGGAAAGGUGGCUGUUGAUUAUGACUUUACCACGGUCCCGGUAACUUUUGAGGAAUUUCAGAUUCUGGAUGUGGAGAUAUCUGAUGUUUUUGAUAUCUUCCUUUGUCUUGAGAAAGCCAUUGAACCAGAAAAAUGUUCCGGGAUGUUCAGUGAAGAGAUGAACUUCAAGGACUUCGAUGAAUUAGUUGUCAGUUCUGAACUUGCCUUCACAGAUGAUGCCUUCAAGUCUAUGCCUACACCUCUUUUAUAUGAUUAUGAGCUGACAAGAUCCCUGGAAGUCAUUUAUGCGGAUGUUUUGUCGAAGAUCAAGCCUCAAUCCUUGUCUGCAUCAAAUGACAUAUACUUGCCCUGGAACCUUCUUGAGGAAACAAAGCACAACCAUGAAGCCACUUUCUGUGAUUAUCCGUCUGAAGAAAUAGUUACAUGCAUCAUUGAUUAUAAUUUGGAACCUAUAGAAGGAGACAAAUGGGUUUAUGAUUUCGUUUUCUCUGAAGAUGCUUUUUGCGAGCCACUUGUAGAGAGAUGCACUGAACCUGUCUAUGGUAUAUCUACACUUGAUGAGCAUCCUCAUGUUAAUACUUCCCAUGGGUUAUUGGAAAACCCUUUUCCUCAAACAGGAGCCGAGGAUUGUGGAGGGGAUGAUAAUGCUAAGAAGGCUGCGCUGUUGUUCAAAUCAAUGUCUGCUUUUGAUGACUUAAGCUUUUUCAUGGAUCCUAAGAAGGCUGUGACGGAAGAGAAUCUCGAGUCUAGAGUCGAAGCUGCUAAGACUGCCAACCAUAAGACUAAUUCUAUUGACUCGAAGUCUUCAUGUAUAUCUGGUGGCAUGCACCCAAACCCGAAGACAGAGGAUCUGAUACUUCACAGUGUGCGCCCAUCAGAAACUAUUCUGGCCCUUGUCAGGGACUUUGAGAAGAGCUAUUUAACUCUUGUGAAGGAUGAACCAGAGUUGAUCUCAUCUUUAUCAGAAGAUAAACAUAAAUUACUCAGCAUAUCGAAAGGAAAGCUUAUCGACUGCAUAAGAAAAGCAAACGUCCACAACACACAGUUGGCGGAUGAUAAGACUUUCACGUUUGCGUUACUAAUAGCGAUUAAACAUAUGACAUGGUAUAUGUGUUUCUUUGGUAUCCAUGUGGCAUAUCUCUAUCUGAACAAGUUACGUCGGAGCUCGAAUCCCAUGAAGCUAGGAUUGCACACGCUCUAUUCAUCAGUUGAAUCAGAACACAUGUCAACUGAGACAGACAUCACAAGAUCGCAUCCAGCCUUCGCUGUUAUCCAGGGGAUUUUACAGUCAGAAUUUGUCCAGAGGAAUUCCAAAGCGUUACUUGUGGCUGAUAAAGUUUUCUGGUCCUCGCUGAAGAGGCUAUUGGUGACCAUGGGGUUAUCGUACAAUGAGCUCAACAGUCCGUUCCCAAGUGGAAAUCAACCGAAUGUUAAUGAAACAACGGAGUUUAAAUCUACAGAUCUUGGUUUCCUGCCGACUUCAGACUGUUUCCUUGUCUCUUACGAGAACAUUUCUCCAUCUUUUCCUCUGCAGAAUUUCAGCGUCAUUGUAGAAUAUGGAGGUCCAAAUGCCUCGCCCAGAGUCUCUUCUCCUUCAAAGAUGGAUUUCUUUCCUUGCUUCCAUUUCAUAAAAGUGGAGCUGGAUAUGUCCAGUGCGUGUGGUCAACUCUCCGCAGGUGUUGCAGAACCUUAUAGUAUCAAUAUGAUAAAGGGAGACGAAUUUGAGACGAAAACUGGGUGGUUGGAAGAAGUGUUGAACUUUGUUCCCCUUGAAAGCGCGUGUUCCGCAGGAUCUUCAGAAACUACCAAGGAAUCUGAAUUUGUCUUCAUGCCUCAAGAAUCUGGAAGAAAAAGUGGGAUAACUGAACAGGGAGUUCUCUCUGAACAAAGAGGUGUGAUUGUAGUGAACACAAAAUCUGUUGAUAAGGAGAUGAUCAUAUCCAGAAGAAGUACAUACCAGAAGGUGUUGGGAAUGGAAAAAGGAGGAGUGCAAGUUGUGGAGCGCGAUUCAGAUCUACCUGUGGACCUGAUGCUAAGUCCUGCGAUUUGCCUACUCUGGUACGAUUGUGGAAAUGUUAGUAAAAAGUCGGCUGCAACUAUGGGUGCUUCCUCAGGCUCACUUUCAUGGAUUGGGGAUAUUGCAACCAAUGUUUUGACGUCAUUGAGUUUCAGUUUCAGCAGCUGCAUAAUGGUUUUUGAGGGGGAACCCACCUGCCUGGCUACAGUAAUGGACUCUUCUGAUGAACUGUAUGCAGCAGCUGGUAGCCUGGGAAUCAGUUUACAGAUCUUUUGCUCAUCGUCAGCUGAUUUAACUGACGAAAUCAUAUUAAGGUGUAUCAAAUCUUCUGUUAAAUCAUCCCAAGUCCAUGCCAAAAUGCCUGAAUCAGAGUCUCUUGCAGAAUCUUUUCUCACCAAAUUUCCUUCAGUUAAUCCGCUUACCGCUCAAGCAAUUCUGUCAUCCGCUGGGUCACUUCUCGAGUUCAUGAAGCUCCCGCAGAGUAGCAAGGUUCAAAUGAUGCAAAAGUAUCAUGUGCCUGAAGAGAGUGUUGAUCUAUUCAGCUCACUAUGCAGAUACGGUGCGAGGGAGGACUCAAAAUCUGUAAUGACAGACAGCUCUUCUUCAGUAUCUUCUGGACCUGACUCAGACACACACCAUAUCAGUGUUCACUCUGGUUCGAAAAAGAAACGGCACAUUUCUGGGAAAGAUGAGAUAGAUAUGGACGACUUGGUCAAUUUUGCUCCCUCGACAGAAUUUGCUGAUACGAAGCUCAAGCCUUCAGUGGAUUUCGAGCUUGAUGAUUCUUGGUCAUCUAGAGAGAACGAGAUAUUUCAUUUUGACCCUGUCACUGAAUUCUCCGAUUCACCCUUUAAACCUUCUGGAAUCAUUCAGCCUAAUGACUCUUGGCCAUCUAAAGAUCCUGAGAGAUUAAACAAGAAGUCAGGACCUGGUUCGUCAUCAAAGGAAAAGUUUUGGGAAAAGGAUUUUGAAGUGGAGGACAAUCUUCCUGGAUUCGAAAGUUGGAAUUUCCCUGUUAACGACAACUUCAUGAGCCAGAACAGAGGAGACAAAUUUCCUGUGAUGGGAAAUCGAAACUUGCAUGACAUUGCAGACUACAAAGGCGAAGUUAUCAACAUAGAGGAUAAUAAGUUUCUUGAUGAAGAUUUCCCGCCUUCUCCUGGUUACAAUAGGUAUUCUCCAAUAGUUUGUGAUGUUGAUGAAGACGACCUUCCGAGAAAAUCGAAAUUCGCAAGGAAGUUAUCUUUCUCUGGACCUCUCCAACCUAACUUCACAAAAGCAGCUGAGAUUAACUUAAGUUCUGAAAGAUUACCCACGGAGAAAGAUUCAAGAAAAGUGUCCACUUCUUCUUCUUCUUUACGUGGCUAUGUUGAUAACUUCCCAGCAAAACGCCAACGGACUCUCCUGGAGGAAGUCUUAACACGGAGAUCUGCAGUUUCUACAACGGAUGAGGUUCCAUUUAGAGAAGAGAUAUCACAUUUUGGUGGAUCUCCACUAUCAAACGCAAUCCAUUCUCCAAAUCAAGUACAAGGUUCUCCUUGGACGAUCGAAUUUCUUAACAGAGUACGAGAAAGGAGCAGAGAAAGACAGCAGCAACAAUCUCUUCCUACUUAUCUCACUCCCUCUUGUUUGGAAACUCGUGGGAACCUAAAGAAAUCUAAUAAUAUCAAGAGGAAGAGCCCUUCGAUACUAGAGUUCUUCAAGUAUAAAGGAGGCAACGCUCGUAACAGAACUCCAGAAGAGAGAAAGCAGAAACGGUCAAAGAAUAAUUCUUCAGCCUCCCCACAAAAUGAGAGAUUUUACUCGCCUCUUAAGUCGUGGACACCAAUUGAUAAGCGAGCUAAACAGUCUCUAUCUUUCGCGGUGAAUGGAUCUGGAAGCCAAACUAAACUGGUCUGGAAGUAG